AUGACAAUUCUUACAAAAUCCUCAUUCCCAUUUCUUCUUCUCAUUGCAGCUGCCUGUGUUAGCUUCUGCCAUGGCAAUUCCAAUGUGCUUUGCAUUGGAAGUGAGAGAGACGCUCUUUUGAAGUUGAAGAAUGAUCUGAUCGAUCCCUCAAACAGGCUAUCUUCCUGGGUUGAAGGUGGGGAUUGCUGUGAAUGGAAUGGUGUUGUUUGCCAUAACACAACAGGUCACGUCACCCAACUGCUCUUGUCUACUCCUGAUGGAUGGCAAGGUUACGAUCGUUCUGCUCUAGGAGGCAAAAUCAAUCCUUCUCUGCUGGAGUUGCAGCAUCUCAAUUGGCUUGACUUGAGCAAUAACAAUUUUAGCAGCAUUCAAAUCCCUGGGUUUUUGGGUUUGCUGGGGAGUUUAACGCAUCUUAACCUCUCUCAAGCACGAUUCCAGGGAGCCAUUCCUCGUAACCUUGGGAAUCUCUCAGAGUUGCAGUAUCUUGAUCUCCGAGGUAAUUAUUUCUCGGAAGAAGUGAAAAGUCUUCAAUGGGUUUCUGGACUUUCUUCUUUGCGGUACCUUGAUUUGAGUCGCAUUCAUCUUGGUAAAGCAACUGAUUGGUUGCAGGUAACAAUAUCCAAUCUUCCUUCUUUGUUAGAGUUGCACUUGUCUGGUUGCAUGUUACAAGAUGAUACAUCUCCGAUCAGCACUGUUAAUUCUAACAAAUCAUUAGUUGUUCUUGAUCUUUCUUGGAACCGAUUAUCUUCAGUUCCAAUGUGGAUAUUUGAUCUUCAUGGUCUUGUGUCGCUUGAUCUUAGUCUCAAUCAUUUGGAAGGCCCAAUUCCAGAUUACUUUGGGAACAUGUCGUUUCUUAAAGUUGUUGAUCUUGGUUGGAACUCACUCAACUCAUCCGUACCCAACUCCUUGUAUAGUUUAAACCACCUUCAAUUCCUUGGUCUUACUGAGAACAAUUUCCAAGGCGAAAUUUCAAAUGCCAUUGGAAACUUGAGCUCUCUCAAUCAUCUUGAUCUGUCGGAAAAUCAGCUUCAAGGAAAAGUACCAGCAUCUUUAGGAGAUCUUUGCAAAUUGAAGGAGAUGGAUUUGUCAUAUAAUAGAAUUGAUCAAGACAUAUCAGAAAUCCUACAGAGUCUGUCUAAAUGCAGUUUGGAGAGCUUAGAGUUAUUGAGUAUGGCAGAUAACCAACUUUCUGGCCAUUUAACUCAUAAACUUGGGCAAUUUAAAAAUUUAGCUUCCCUGGUCCUUGCUCGAAACAACAUUUCUGGUCCCAUUCCAUUGUCGAUAGGGGAGUUAUCAUCUUUGAAGGUCUUUGAUGUUUCAGAAAAUCAAUUAAAUGGUACUCUGUCUCCAAAUUUUGGGAAAUUGGCAAAUUUAGAAACUCUAGAUAUUGGGCAAAAUCAAUUGGAAGGAGUUGUAUCGGAAACUCAUUUUUCUAAUCUCACAAAGUUGUCAAUGUUGUCUGCAUCCGGAAACAUGUUAAGAUUUGAACCAAACUCAAACUGGAUUCCUCCGUUUCAUUGUGAAAUUAUCCAAUUGAGUCAUUGGCAUCUUGGCCCCAAGUUUCCCCAUUGGUUGAAGUUCCAAAAGAAGUUGAUUGCUUUAGAUCUCUCUCAUGCGGGAAUAGCGGACGACGUGCCCACUUGGUUUUUAAACCUUUCCACUCAAUUUCAAAUAUUAAAUCUUUCCUCCAAUCAACUUACUGGAGGGAUUCCAUAUUUGAAAGUAGGAAACAUGGUCGACCUGAGUUCAAACCGAUUCUCUGGUCCGCUGCCAAGAUUGUUGUCAAACCAAUUCUCUAAUCAACUUCCAGUCCGAUUUUAUAGUCUGUCAAAGAAUUUAUUUUCAGGAUCCCUUUUUGAAUUUGUUUGCAAUUCAUCAGUGCCAUCAAUAUUCGUUCUUCACAUUGAUACAAAUCUUCUCUCUGGAGAAAUUCCAGAUUGUUGGAACCGUUGGAAGGAGUUAGGGAUCUUAAAUUUGGGAAACAACAAUUUGACAGGAAGAAUCCCAUCUUCCUUGGGAGGUACACGUCUUCGAAUGCUAAACCUUCGGAACAAUAGCAUGUUUGGAGAAUUACCCUCCACAUUGCAAAACUGUAUGGGUUUGGUUAUUCUUGAUCUCAGUGAAAAUUAUUUCAGUGGAAGAAUACCUGCAUGGAUUGGUGACAAGCUCUCUAUCCUUAUGGUACUAAGCCUCCGGUCAAAUAACUUUGUUGGGCAUAUCCCUCAUCAAAUUUGCGCUCUUCAAUCUCUUCAGAUCUUGGACCUUGGACACAACGACAUUUCAGGAGCUAUUCCAAAAUGUUUGAGAAAUCUAACUGCAAUGGCCAUUAAAGAAAAACAAAGUGAGAUCUAUUACAAUUGGAUAUCGUACAAAUACAAUAUGAAUAUACAUGGGAUCUUGAUGAGUGCGUCAUUGGUGCUGAAAGGGCGAGAGGACUUGUAUAGUACCACACUGGGACUUGUUACAAGCAUAGACCUUUCAGCUAAUAGUUUUACAGGACAGAUCCCAAAAGAAGUUGGAACUCUCAUUGGGCUAUUGUCAUUAAAUUUGUCAGGGAAUAUCCUAACAGGAAAUAUACCAGACAUCAUUGGCAACAUGGAGUUGAUGGAAUCGCUUGAUUUGUCGAUGAAUCGUUUGCAUGGUGGAAUCCCUUCAAGUUUCACAAAUUUGAACUUCUUGAAUCACUUCAACGUGUCCUACAACAACCUGACGGGACAAAUCCCAACAGCUACUCAGCUUCAAAGUUUUGAUAACUCUUCCUUCAUGGGCAAUCAUCUCUGCGGGCCUCCUGUGAGUAAAAGCUGCAGCACUGAAGGUGUUCCGACCGAUGCUACAAAGAAUGGAGAAAGCAGUGGAAGAAGUAAAGUGAACGGGUUUUAUGUGAGCACGGUUGUUGGGUUUGUAAUGGGAUUUUGGGGAGUGGUGGCUCCCCUGUUUUUCAUCAGGUCAUGGAGGCAUGCAUAUUAUGGAAAGCUGGAGCAUAUUGGUAACAAGGUGUACGUGUUUUGGGCUACUAAAUGUAUUUAGUUCCAUAGGGAAACAAAUAAAAUGUAUAAUUAAUGUUUGCGUGUGUUUGUAGUUUGUGUAACUUAUUG
This is a messenger RNA of Hibiscus syriacus, 3095 nucleotides long. RefSeq names its product receptor-like protein EIX2. The transcript is spliced from 2 exons. Lineage: Eukaryota; Viridiplantae; Streptophyta; Magnoliopsida; Malvales; Malvaceae. The record is from RefSeq and is a predicted model, not a curated record. The coding region runs from base 1 to 3027 and encodes 1008 amino acids. Gene Ontology annotation, molecular function: protein binding.